Molecule: messenger RNA, 471 nt
Organism: Amphibalanus amphitrite
Lineage: Eukaryota; Metazoa; Arthropoda; Thecostraca; Balanomorpha; Balanidae
Exons: 3
Source: RefSeq, a predicted model, not a curated record
GUAUUGUUGGGUAUUGAUAUUUAAAAAAGCAAAUACAUAUAGCUCAACAUAGCUUGUCUUAUGUCUAGUUGGUCUAGUUCAUGAGUUUACUGAAGGUGUAUAUAAAAAUGUUUGUGCCCUGUGGACGAGUCACAUGGGCACGGGGAUGCCAGCAGCUGACUUAUGCCCGGCUGCUGCAUGCCUGCCAUCCCAGGCACAUCAGGGUGCCACUGCCGACCUCUGCUGUGGCGUGUGUUGAUGUCUCGCGUCUGGCUAUUCAAUGGUCAGGAGUACGGUCAAUCACACUCUCAGCACCUGAUUAUGCCAAGGGCAAGGAUAAGAAGAAAGAAAAAAAGAAGGGUGCGGUGAAGGUGGACGAGUCGGAGAUGGCCGAGCUGAUGGACGUGGAGGCAUUCCGCGGCCGGCUGGACGCCGUCCUCGACCGGCUCCGGGACGGCUUCAUCAAACAGUUCUCCGUGCGCACAUCCAUCG